UUUUUUUUUUUGAAAAUAGGUGAUCAGAUAUAUCCGACGUCCGUAACAAAACAAGUAUCAACAAAAGAUGCCGACGUUUUUUAGUUACAUAAUUUUUUUUCCAAAUUGAAAAAUCGAUAGUUUCCUCAUGCAGGGGAAAUCAAAUAGUUACCGUUUUCAAACAGUAGCGCCUGUGAAUCGAAAUUUGACGGCUGUGUACGACGAUAAUUUGCGAGUUGAUUUCGAAAACGAUAGACAAAUGGUGUGAUCUGCGUUCUUUGCUAAGAUAUUUUUGAAUGUUCAGCAGGUCUUGAACAGAUUUUGAUGGGCUGCGGUCGUUUUCUUGUUUUCGGGACUGGCGGUUGGCAACGACGCGUCCAACGUAUUUCGAGGGAUGAAUCGAAUACCUGAGGUUUUUCUAUUAUUUAUCAAUAGUAUAUUAAUCGACGUUUAAAAAACGUAUACACGUGAGAAGUCCCGAUUAACCCUGCGCAAGUGAAAAUUCAGAAAGCAUGCGGCCGGAUUCACGCAGCGUUUCGUUCACGUUUCACCGGGAAGUUCUGAACGUCAAAAACUCGCCGGAGAUCACGAAGAAACUGAGACGACGCCUCCAGGAUCGUUUCGAAAAGACGAAGAAACCCGGGGACACCUGCAAGGAAAAGGUGCCCAAGGAGAAGCAAACAGAUCGUAGCUGGAAUAAUUUGUCCCUCGGAAAUAUGUCGGCGGAUUCGAGGCGUGCUUUGCGAAGCGGAGCCGAGAAAUUGUCCAAAACCAUAUCUUCCGUACGCACAACUUUUGGAACUAUUUCACAGAAGUUUAAGAGUUCUACACGCAGACGUCAAAGACUAGAGGAGCAACAGUCUCCCAAUAGCAUUUGUAAAAUGCAAACUCCACAGACUCACUCUCGUCAGCUUCUCGGCAGAACACCAACGAAGCUUUAUAGUCCUUUUGGCAUAGAAUCUCCAAGACAUGCGUGGAACAAAGAGAACAAUGAAACAUCAGUGCAAACUCCUCCAGCAAUGAAUACAAGAUACAUCCAGUGCAGACCAUUCUGUUUCACCAGGGCUAAAGGAUUCUCUGUAUUGAGAUAAAAUCUCUUCCUUAUUAUUUUUUUUUUUUUAAUGUUAUUGAAAUGAUCUCUUUACUUUUCAAGCAAUGCAUUCAGAAUUGCGUGCCUUGUGCAACUUACGAUUGAAUUAUUUAUUCAAUUUUGAUUAAGGUAGUAAUUUACUCCUAAACAUAUUCAUAGCCCUUUGGCGCAUUAUCUGUAAUAUCAACCUGCUUUACAUGUAUAUGCAAUGUGUAAUCUAUUUAUACUUUUUUAUACGUAUUUACAUGGAUAAUUAUUAUGGCUGCAAUAUUGAAUAAAGGAGAGGCAUAAGCAACUCUUUAAAUCGAAUGUCAGAUAAUUAGUCUG
Messenger RNA from Heterotrigona itama, 1396 nucleotides. Lineage: Eukaryota; Metazoa; Arthropoda; Insecta; Hymenoptera; Apidae. The record is from the annotation of a GenBank genome assembly.